This is a messenger RNA of Chenopodium quinoa (quinoa), 3692 nucleotides long. RefSeq names its product protein RRC1-like. Lineage: Eukaryota; Viridiplantae; Streptophyta; Magnoliopsida; Caryophyllales; Amaranthaceae. The coding region runs from base 576 to 3476 and encodes 966 amino acids. The transcript has 18 exons. Gene Ontology annotation, cellular component: nucleus. Gene Ontology annotation, molecular function: RNA binding. The record is from RefSeq and is a predicted model, not a curated record. Gene Ontology annotation, biological process: RNA processing.
UGGCGUUUCGGGUGGGGAUGGGGAGGGGAUUGUUUCCGGCAAGGUGGGAGGGGUGGUGUCGUGGGUGGGGGAUAAGGGAGAGGUUGGGUUCGCCGGCCGCCAGGGAGGGAGGGUUCGCCGGCCAUCGGGGAGGGAGGACUGGCAGUGGGUGGGGGUAGGGUGGCUAGGUUUUUUUUUGUGUUUUUUUAUUUUUUUGAUUUUUUUUUAAUUUUUAUUUUGACCAAUCGCAUGCCGCCACGUGUCAUGUAACCUGUUUUAAUAGGUUACAUGACCGGUUGGGACCAAUAAAAAUUAAAGACCUCCAAAGAUCGGAUUAUUAAAUAAUAAUCGAAAGGUCGAAUUAUUAAAAAAGAAUGGGUAAAUUUGCUACAUGUCCAUAAUGGAUAAAUAUUGUCCAAACAAAAAAAAAAAAAAAAAGAAAAAUUGAACGUAGCCCUACCUGUUUUCCUCCUCCUCUCUCUCUCUCAAUUUCCCAUUCUAGAGCACUGAACGUUCUCCAUUGAAGCGCACUCCACGUUCUCCAUUGAGCCGCCUUCUAACAUUUCUAUCCUCCAUUGAAGCAGCUUCUGAGCGACAUGAGCUCUUUUUCAAUUACUCGAAAGAAAACUCCUUUCCAAAAGCAUAGAGAAGAAAAAGAAGCAAAAAAGAAGAGGGCAGAAGAUGAAACAGCUCGUCUGUAUGAGGAAUUUCUGGAGUCAUUUCAAGGAGAGGAUGCUCCAGGGUCGAAGGCUUUUGUACGAGGAGGUUUAAUCAAUCCCAAUGAGAAAGUAAAAGCUGAUUCUGAAGGUGGAAAUUCCAAAGAUGGUGUAUCAGGUUCAAAGAAGGGGAGUAGAUAUGUUCCAUCAUUCUUACCACCACCAAUGGCAGCUAAAGGCAGAGAAUAUGAGAGGGAGGAACCCAGAGAGAAGUCAAAAGAAAAAGAGAAAGGAAGAAUGAGAAAUAUUGACAACUUUAUGGAGGAGCUAAAGCAUGAGCAAGAGAUGAGAGAGAAGAGAAAUCAAGAUCGUGAUAAAUGGCGUGAAGGGGAACUUCCUACACCCAUUACUCGAUUCGAUGAGCUGCCUGAUGAAUUUGAUGCUGGGAGGGGUUCUUUUGAUGAUGGUGAUCCACAAACGACAAAUCUCUAUGUAGGAAAUUUAUCGCCAAAGGUUGACGAGAGUUUCCUUUUGCGAACCUUUGGGAGAUUUGGACCUAUUGCUAGCGUAAAAAUUAUGUGGCCUAGGACAGAAGAGGAACGAAGGCGCCAAAGGAAUUGUGGAUUUGUUGCUUUUAUGAAUAGGAGUGAAGCACAGGCUGCUAAGGAUGAAAUGCAAGGGGUGGUUGUUUAUGAAUAUGAAUUGAAGAUUGGAUGGGGUAAAUCAGUUGCUCUCCCAUCACAGGCAUUACCUGCACCUCCACCUGGCCAUAUGGCAAUCAGAAGUAAAGAGGGUGGCACCGUUAUCUUGUCUGGUUCAGGCACCCCUGUGGCUCCUGUUUCAAAUCAAAACUCUGAGCUGGUCCUUACUCCUAAUGUUCCAGAUAUAACAGUUGUGCCUCCUGAGGAUAGGCAUCUUCGCCAUGUCAUUGAUACCAUGGCUUUAUAUGUUUUAGAUGGAGGGUGUGCUUUUGAGCAAGCAAUAAUGGAGCGUGGACGAGGGAAUCCUCUUUUUAGUUUCUUGUUUGACCUUGGCUCAAAGGAACAUAUGUACUAUGUUUGGAGACUUUAUUCAUUUGCUCAGGGUGACACUCUCCAGAGAUGGAGAACAGAGCCUUUCAUCAUGAUAACUGGUAGUGGGAGGUGGGUGCCACCUCCUCUUCCCACAGCAAAAAGCCCAGAUCCCGAGAAGGAUUCUAGUGCAACAUAUGCAGCAGGAAGAAGCAGGCGUAUUGAUCCUGAAAGGACACUUACAGACUCACAAAGGGAUGAGUUUGAGGAUAUGCUGCGUGCUUUGACCCUAGAGAGAAGUCAAAUCAAAGAUGCUAUGGGAUUUUCCUUGGAUAAUGCUGAUGCAGCUGGUGAGCAGAUAGUUGAAGUUUUAACGGAGUCUCUUACUCUGAUGGAAACACCAAUACCCACAAAAGUUGCAAGAUUGAUGCUUGUGUCUGACAUUCUUCAUAAUAGCAGUGCUCCAGUGAAGAACGCAUCUGCGUACCGUACGAAAUUUGAGGUGACGUUGCCUGACAUAAUGGAAAGCUUUAAUGACUUGUAUCGUAGCAUAAGUGGAAGAAUCACUGCUGAAGCUCUUAAGGAGAGAGUGUUGAAAGUGCUUCAAGUAUGGUCAGACUGGUUUCUUUUUUCCGAUGCGUUUGUUAAUGGGUUGCGAGCUACUUUUCUUCGACCCAGUGCUUCUGGGGUUAUACCUUUCCAUUCCAUUUGUGGUGAUGUACUAGAAAUGGAAGAAAAGGUUGGCUGCCCUGAACGUUCAAGUGAUGGGAGCAAGACUAAUCAGGAUGUAGCCUUGGCUAUGGGCAAGGGAGCUGCCAUGUUAGAGUUGCGAAGCCUCCCUCUUCCUGAGCUGGAGAGGCGCUGUAGGCACAAUGGACUUUCACUUGUUGGAGGUCGAGAAAUGAUGGUUGCACGAUUGCUUUAUCUCGGAGAAGCUGAGAAGCAACGUGGAUCUGAGCUGGAAGAUGAUUUGAAAUAUGUACACGCCCAACCAAGCUCAGCUAAAUUUGCUAAUGUGCAGAGUGAUGUGAAUGUUGAGAUGGAGGCUGCACGAUCAACAACAUGGAACUAUUAUGGGGAUGAUGUGGAAGCACGAGAAUCUAACUCUCUGCCACAAGAAUUUUCCCUUCCGCAGUCUGAAGUGAAAUCAUUCUUGAAAAAAGAGAAAGCGGAGACUGUUUUGCCUGCCUCAAAGUGGGCUAGAGAAGAAGAUGAUGAUGAGCCUAAGCAAAGCUCUAGUGGUCUGGGGCUGGGUUACUCAUCUUCUGGGAGUGAGAACACUUCAGAUGAUCUGUCUAAUGCCGAGGAUAGUGAGUAUGCAACUCAGACUAGGGCUGCAACACAGCCAGAAAUAACUAUGAAUGAAGAGCAAAGACAAAAAUUGAGACGUCUAGAAGUUUCAUUGAUGGAAUAUCGGGAGUCUCUCGAGGAACGAGGUAUCAAAAGUUCAGAGGAAAUUGAGAAGAAGAUUGCAAUAUAUAGGAAACGUCUAGAAUCAGAUUACGGGUUGUCGGAUUCAAGUGAAAAUCUUCCCAGGAUUAAAAGAACAGUGGAGCGAAGAGACAAAAAAGAUGAUUUGCGAGAAUCAUCUCGAAAACGGCACCGCAGCACGAGUCAAAGUGGGAGCCCACCACGCAGAGGAUCGAAUAGAGAGACGGAAGAUGCUGACAGGGAUUACCGUGCUAAGGACAGAUCUAAAUCUCAAGAUUCAGACAGUGAAAGGAUCAAAAAUAGAAGAGACCUUGAGAAGAGUGGUGGUCUUGAGAGGGAUGAUCAUCAGAGUGAUAGGGGGCAAGAUAGAGACAAAGAUAGAAGACGAAGAGUAAAAUAAUGGAUGUAGUUGGCCUUUUCUUCUGCACUGGCUUGAGUCUUAAAGAUGGCUUUAACUGAAAGUUUGCGAGUUACAGAUGGAUGGCUUUGUGCUUGAAUGAAAGUAUUCAUUUAGAUGUAUAAAAUUUGCAGUUUUUCACGUUUGUUAGAUUUGGCUAAAGUUUCUGUGUUGAGUAAUUUUUUAUAUGAAAGAAAGGUCUUCAUUCAUUUGUGUUUU